Messenger RNA from Astrephomene gubernaculifera, 480 nucleotides. The record is from the annotation of a GenBank genome assembly. NCBI's taxonomy places the organism in Eukaryota, Viridiplantae, Chlorophyta, Chlorophyceae, Chlamydomonadales, Astrephomenaceae.
GUUUUAGUUUGUUAUAAUUUACGUUUCAAAAUGGUACUGAAGCACUAAAUCACUGCAAUGUCUGGCCACCGUUGAGUCGUAGUAAGAACGCACUUUACAUUACUGGUACUAACCUCAGCACUUACCAUUUCUAUGGCUUACGGAGGGACUGGGGAUUAUGAGUGGGAGGAGGUGGACGAGGAGGACUGGGACGUGGUAUGCAUCGACGAUGAGGCGCAGCAGCCUGGCGUCCCUAAAAACGGCAUUGAGUUUACCCUAGAAGAAACAGACCCUCAGAAACGCAUCCGCCGCGCCAUCACCAAGCGCGAGCGCGAGGCGGCUGCUGCCGUACACCGCUGCCACGUGCUGUGCCUAGUGGGGCGGGCGCUGCUGCUGGACUGGGCGGCGGAGCAGCCGGAGGUGCAGGCCACCGCUCUGUCGGUGCUGCCCCCCUCCGCCUGCCUGCGCAACCACGUGGGGGCGGAGGAGCCGCAGCGAGCC